AUGUCAUAUAAUCUCAUCACAAAGCACGUGAAUUAUAGCGAUGCGGGGCACACACACGAUAAAGCCAUAGUGGAAGAAAAUCCGUAUAAACGUCCAUUUUUGUGUCUUUCUUUUGCUCGGCUACCGUUUCUGCGUUCACUUUCUCUACAUAUCACACACACACACUGUCUUUCUCUCUCUCACUCUCUCUCUCUCUCUCAAUCACAUCCACUUCUCUUUCUCUCGCACACUCUCAUUUUUGACUCCCUCAAUUUCCCUCUAAUGUUUACUUUCAAUUCCACAAAUUCUGUCUCUCUUUCAGUCUCCCUCGCCUUCACUCUCUCAUUUUAUUCUCUCUCAUUCUCACCCACUCUUUACCCUUCGUCUAAUUCUUUCUUUCUUUCUUAUUGUACAAUAUUCUCUUCCUCUUUCUAUAUUUUAUAUCACUCUCUUCCUCUCUCUCUCUCUCUCUUCCUCUCUCUCUCUCUUCCUCUCUCUCUCUCUCUCUUCCUCUCUCUCUCUCUCCCGUUCUUUUUUUUUUUCUUUUUUUUCUUUUUUUUUUUUCUUUUUUCUAUUCUUUUUUCGUUUCUAUUUCCUUUUAUAUUUCUUUUUCUAUCUUUUCUAGUUUUCGGUUAUCUCCCUUUUUCAUUUUUCUUUUCCUAUCUUUUCUGUCUUUUUUUCACUUUUUUUUUUUUUUUACUUUUAUCGUUCUUCUUCCUUUGCCCAUUAAUUUUGUUUUUCUUCUUCCUUUAUCUUUUCUUCCUUUUUUCUUUCUCUCUUUUUCUCAUUCUUCUUUCUUUUUUCUGGCUUAUCUUCCUCCUUUCUUUUAACUUAUCAGUCAUUCACUCUGUUUGUGUGUUUCUUUCUUUCUUUUAUCUUUAUAGAUGUUACUCCCUAUCUUUUCACUAUUCCUUUUUAUUUCUCCCUAAUAUCGACUGUUUUUUCUCUUUUAAUAACAUCUUUCUCUUUUAUGUUUUCUCCCCUCUUUUAAUAUCUUCAUUUCUUUCGUUUUUUUCCCCUCGACGGAAAAUAUCCAUCUCUCUAUUUCGCGAUCCGCACACAGAGGCCCAGAAACCCUUUAGUUCUUCUCCAGUCGAACUGCAAAGGUUUCUUUCAAUCACAAACCAGAUAUCCGUGCGUUCUGCUUGUCUACAUGCAAAUCCUGCGGCCUCCCGAACGCCUACCCGGACCCUUUUCACACAUACCCGCGCGCCUGUCCGUGCGCACACACGUAUACAAAGAAAUCUCUCGAGAGAGAGACUUAGGCGCGUAGAGAAAACGAUCACAUUCGCUCGCUACACAGAUAUGCAUCACUCCAACUCGGCGCACAUGCCAACCCGCAUGCUCGGCCACAGCUCUGAAACUCGCCCACACGUUUCAACUCCACGCACACGUAUACAGCUAUCAAACUUCUGCGAGUGUAAAGGUGGCUCGAUGUCCUAUCGACAAAUUCUUCUUCACUUGGACACGCCUCAGUCGUCGCCGCCGGUCACUCUCAAUGUUUCCAGUGACCAAUACACGCCUAUCUCUCCAAUGUCAUUCUCUCUCUCUCUCUCUCUCUCUCUCUCUCUCUAUCUAUCUAUCUAUCUAUCUGUCUCUUUCACUUUGUCUCCUUCCCUUUCUCUUUCUCUCUCUCUCUCUCUCACUCACUCUCUCUCGCUCCAUCCCAAGCGAAAUAUCGUCUGUUAUGAAUGA
Messenger RNA from Acanthosepion pharaonis, 1674 nucleotides. Lineage: Eukaryota; Metazoa; Mollusca; Cephalopoda; Sepiida; Sepiidae. The record is from the annotation of a GenBank genome assembly.